Molecule: messenger RNA, 618 nt
Organism: Nezara viridula (southern green stink bug)
Lineage: Eukaryota; Metazoa; Arthropoda; Insecta; Hemiptera; Pentatomidae
Source: the annotation of a GenBank genome assembly
AUGAAGGAGAUGAACAAGAACAAGUAUGGAAGAAAAGAAAAAGAAAAAAAAAAUGAUAAAAAGAGGAUAAGAGAGGCGAAAAGGUUCCCAAGGCGGUGUGACGGGAGGACGCGUGGCUCAAUAGUAUUGUUUGCUCCUCAGCGAAUCCUUCGUGUACCGCUAGGGUUCCCAGGCCUUGGCGGUCUGUUCUUAAUUAUAGCGGAUCGAUCCCUCCGCAGAGAUAAGACCUGGAUGACCGGCCGUCCUCGGGAGUUGCGACAGUCGGAGACGUGGAGUACGUCAAACGUCCACCCGGAGGGUUGUGUAAAUGCUCCUCUCACCGACCAAACACGGCCUCCUGGAUAUUACCAUACCCUGGUUAGCUCUUGUACUUUCUUCUUCGAGGUUCCUUAUCGAGAGGAGAUGGCACUCCUCCUAGGUGAAACCGCCUUCCUUUUAGAGGCCUCCGUGUACUCUCUUAGUCCUCCUCCGCACCCUUGUUAUCGGCGCAAUGGCUUUCUGGUGCUGAUUAAGGCGAGUGUGGAAUCAGCGGUGCCUUUGCGGUUCGCAUUCUCUCGCGAAUCCUAUGUCUUAUUUCAUCUGAAAGGGUUCCUUAUAGAUCCCUUACAUACCAUUUAA